CGGAGGUGACGUUUUGUUAUUAAUAUUUCACCGGCUUUUGUAUAUUUCAGUUAGGUAAUUUCCCAGUCUCCAUUUUGAUAGUUAAUGACAUAAUUCGUUAGUUUUUGCAUUUUAUUUUAAACUUCAGAGUAAAAACUGAUUUAAAUUUUAUAGGUUACAAUGGAUGAUAAUGUGAAUAAAAGCCGGAAAGUGGCCUUAAUCACAGGCAUUACAGGACAGGAUGGAUCCUAUCUUGCAGAACUCCUUAUUGAUAAAGGAUAUGAAGUUCAUGGUGUAAUAAGACGAUCCAGUUCCUUUAACACGGGAAGAAUAAAUCAUUUAUACAAGGAUCCUCUGACACACACUCAAGGCUCUAUGAAAUUGCACUAUGGGGAUAUGACAGAUGGUACAUGUUUGUUGAAGCUGAUCAGCCAGAUACGCCCAACAGAAGUAUAUAAUUUGGCAGCUCAAAGUCACGUGAAAGUUUCCUUUGAUUUAAGUGAGUAUACAGCCAAUGUUGAUGCUCUUGGUACUCUCCGAAUUCUUGAUGCCAUACGUACGUGUGGAUUGGAGGGAAUUACACGGUUUUAUCAGGCAUCCACUAGUGAACUUUAUGGAAAGGUACAAGAAGUUCCACAGAGAGAAACUACUCCUUUCUAUCCUCGUUCCCCUUAUGGUGUGGCAAAGCUGUAUGGUUACUGGAUAGUGGUCAAUUACCGUGAAGCUUACAACAUGUUUGCCGUCAAUGGGAUUUUAUUUAACCAUGAGAGCCCCAGAAGAGGAGAAACUUUUGUAACCAGAAAAAUCACUAGGUCGGUGGCUAAGAUAGUACUAGGAGAACAAGAAUAUUUUGAGCUUGGUAACCUGGACUCAAGACGUGACUGGGGCCAUGCGAAAGACUAUGUAGAGGCCAUGUGGUUAAUGCUGCAACAGGAGAAACCUGAAGAUUUUGUGAUAGCAACAGGAGAAUCCCACAGUGUAAGAGAAUUUGUGGAAGCUGCAUUCCGUCAUGUUAAGAAAGAAAUUGUAUGGGAAGGUUCAGAAUUGGAAGAAGUUGGGAAAGAGAAAGAAACUGGUAUCAUUCGAGUUCGGGUCAACUCCAAAUACUUCCGUCCUGCUGAAGUAGACUCUCUCUUGGGAGAUUCCACCAAGGCAGAGAGAAUGAUAGGAUGGAAACCAAAGAUCACAUUUGAGAAACUAGUUCAAGAAAUGGUAGAUUCUGAUCUGAAGUUGAUGAAGAAAAACCCGACUGCUUAGCACCACAUAGCGAGGUUGCCAAGGGUACAAUAUGGAGAUCGAAGUGGCAACAGACUACUACAUCCGGUAGCACUUAAGGAUACGGGACCAUUAUGGCACAGCGCACAUUCUGCCCUAGGCCUCAGUAGAUGGCGACUAUUGGGAUACUAGGCGUUCUUCUUAUAUACCGCAUUUAUAAGUAAUGUCUGUUGUGGUGCAUUUUGAAAUUAUGUGUAACUAAGGGUCAUUCCGAGAUGGGUAAAGGAGAAUAUUGUGGUAUAGAUAAGUUUAUUUUGUCGUCUGACGUCAGUGCAUUUAUUAUUCUAUUAUGUCUUGCGAUAAAAUGGAAUUCAAUGUCGAAGUACUAUAAACAGAAAAAAAUUGUGGAUAAUUACAAGUGACUUUUAUAUAAAGCAGUUAUUGCGUUACGUUUUUUUUUGGCACAUUAUCAGUUAAUCUUAAAAUAUUUUACAUUAAAAUUUUUUCUUCCUGUGAUUGUUAUUAUAUUCCAAAAAAUAAUUAA
Messenger RNA from Limulus polyphemus (Atlantic horseshoe crab), 1738 nucleotides. RefSeq names its product GDP-mannose 4,6 dehydratase-like. Gene Ontology annotation, molecular function: GDP-mannose 4,6-dehydratase activity. NCBI's taxonomy places the organism in Eukaryota, Metazoa, Arthropoda, Merostomata, Xiphosura, Limulidae. The transcript is spliced from 10 exons. Gene Ontology annotation, biological process: GDP-mannose metabolic process. The coding region runs from base 160 to 1236 and encodes 358 amino acids. The record is from RefSeq and is a predicted model, not a curated record.